Vollenhovia emeryi is the source of this 3663-nucleotide messenger RNA. RefSeq names its product transmembrane protein 245. The coding region runs from base 349 to 3042 and encodes 897 amino acids. Lineage: Eukaryota; Metazoa; Arthropoda; Insecta; Hymenoptera; Formicidae. The record is from RefSeq and is a predicted model, not a curated record. The transcript is spliced from 9 exons.
UUGUCUCAGAACCCCCGAUUUGCUUUCUCGCUUUUCCGGCGCUGGAGAAUCGAUCUCUGAAUCAGCUGAUUUGAAUUGGCAUAUGCGUCUAUGCGAGCGUAUGUAUGUACAUACGUAUGUAUGAAUAUAUGUAUGUAUAUGCGGUAGCGCGUGUGUGCCAUGCGGCUCAGUAGUGGCGAUUAUCUGUGAGCAUCGUUAGUCGCGCGUUUUCUGUCGUUUCUCCAAGAAAUGUGCCUUCUCGUCGCUCGCGUAUGCGAGGACGCACCGAGAACGGUUUGAAGACAACUCGCGCACAAGUUAUUAUUAUCGCUAUUAUAUAGUUACUACCGAGCAACCAAGUAUAUAACGAUGGAGAACGUCCGCUCGCCGAUGGAUAACCUUCUCAACAUGCUGUCGGGCUUCAGCGCGGGUCAGGAGAAGGCUCUGAAGCAAGGGAUUUACAACGCCGUCGCGCUCUUCUUCCUGUGCCUCGUCUCCGCAGCCGGCUACGGCCUCUACAUUAUUCUUCGUCCCUUUGUCAAGCCCCUAAUCUGGGCCCUGCUGUGCGGGUCCGUUCUCUUUCCGUUCAAGUGUUCGCUUGCCACGGCGGUGGAAUCUUGGUUCGCCAGAGUGGAGGCGUCGCGGACUCCGCUGGUUGUCAACGUCGGCCUGCUGCCCGUGUACAUAUUUGAUAAUGUUUCCGAAAAGGUGGGCACCUUCUUGUGGACGCGUAUCAAGUACAUUGUCUGGGCGGCGUCAUUGACAUUGCCGGCUGUAGGCGUGUAUCAUUACACCCCCAGCGUAUUAACGUGCCUCGCCUGGAGGAUGUUUCAAAUCUUCACCGUCAUUUCUGGAUUCUUCAUUCUGAUGUGCAACAUCUUCACGGUCUCUACCAUGCUCGCUGGCUACUUGACGAUUUUAUACAUCUACUGGACACCGUCAAACUCGUUUCGUUUUCGCUAUGCAUCCUUCGUGAUGUGGUUCAUCAUCAGCAUGUAUCUGUCGAGCACAGCGGGGGCUUAUCGAGUUCUGGUAUUUACCACUCUGCAAAUCCUGUGCGUAGUAGGAUUCAUUUACGAAGUGUUAGUCAUCAUGGACAGCCACGAGCGGAACGGCGGGCACUUGACGUUCUCGCAGGCGGUGCAUUUCGCUCUCACCAAUGACCUAUUGUGCUCGCAAGAUGAUAAAGCAGCCUCGUCGGUGACGGGCGACGAGCGGACGAAUGACUGUAUUCCGGAAGGCGAGGGUACGGACACACCGAUCCGCUUUCGAGAGGAAACGGAAAGAUCGGUGUCCGCCGAUGCAGCGAGUGUCGCGAGAGCACGUGGCCCCCCGAGACUUGGCGUCAAGUCAAUGUCUCUGGAUACGGACGCCGGUCUGUCGCCCACGCAUAAACCUGGCAUGCGUAACGUAUAUUCUUUAGCUCGGGCGACAUUACGCGACCGUUAUCUACUCGGCAAGAUAAGGGCCGACUUACGUACCUCUCUGGAUACGCAGGACGACGAGGUCGACACCGACAAGUAUAUGUAUGGAGCGCUGUACGCGUGUGCUGGUAUGCUCCUCUGGAAGCACAGAUGGAUCGCGCACAUCCUCGUGAUCCCGCUAGUGUAUUACGUCGUCAAACAGUUGGGCAGCUAUUUUGGCUUUUGGGAAAUGAUACUCGGGUAUUUUGAUUCAAUGAUACGUGCGCUCAGGUCGUGGUGUAUGGAACGACAUCAAGCGCUCGUACCCUCCAAUAUCAGAGGUCUCUACAAAUUGAGCAUUAUUGUGGACGGGAAACUGAGAAACGUUCUGAAAAGCUCCGUCAACGCGGUAGCAACUACACUCGUGAUACUCGGCUUGAUUGUUUUCACCACUUGUGCAUCCAUUUUCAUCACAAUACAGAUCUACGCGGAAGGCUUACAUCUUGUUCAAGUAACGGGUGAGAUAUUGAAUUCCACCUUGAUGAACAAUCCUGAUAUCGACUGGGUACCAGAAAAGUGGGAAGAGUCCGUUAACAGUGUUUUGGAUAACGCCUAUACGUAUGGACGAAGCGCUAUAUCGGAUGGUAUUCGAGGUCUCGUGAAAGAUCUCGAACCAGCGAAAGCGGAGCAGAUGGAGAAGAAAGUCUUGGAACUCUGGGAUCGUCUCUAUCAAGCAUGGAUGAUGUCGAGUACGGAUCCCGAUCUUGUAGGUCCUACUGUGGAUGUCAUGUCUGCGUACACCGCUUGGGAGAGCUUCAAAGAAAGCUUUGGAAAAACGCCCUUACAAUUAUUCAAUAUGACUAGUAUACAGAAUUUUGCCAAAGAGAACAUUGGCAUUUUAAUGUCGGUGCUAGACUCUCUCUGGGGCAUUGUUAAAGGCAACAUGUCUGUCAUAUUGACAGUUUUCACGGAGUUAUUCUAUAUCAUACUCAUGAGUGGAUCGGCAGUACUUAAUUUUGUACUCAGCACAGUGGUGUUCUUUACAACUUUAUUUUACUUGCUCAGUUCUAGCGGCAAAACUUAUAAACCCAUUGAAUUGACAACAAUGUUUAGUCCUAUUAGUUGCCACAGCACGCUGCAUGUAGAGGGAUUUGCUGUAGCGUUGCAAGAAGCAGUGAUCGGGGUGUUUGCUGCCACUUUUAAACUCGCCUCCUUCUUCGGCAUGUGGACAUGGUUUAUACAUAAUUUAUUUCAAGUGAAGAUUGUCUAUUUACCAUCGACCCUCGCAACCAUGUUGGGGGCAGUUCCUUUCUUAGAUGCAUACUUUGCCAGCAUUCCGGCCGCCAUCGAACUCUGGUUUACCCGUGGAUCGAUGAUUGCUAUCACCUUUUUUCUCUUCCAUUUCCUCCCGUGUAGCAUAGUAGUGACGGAAUUUUACAAGGAGAUUAAAGGUGGUGGACACCCUUACCUGACGGGUCUAUCGAUAGCGGGUGGAAUCUUUUGUUUAGGUGUGGAAGGGGCAAUUUUUGGUCCUUUGCUCCUGUGUUGUAUUAUGGUUGUCAUCAAUUUAAGCCGACGUUAUCUGCACUCGCCUGAGGACGAAGUUGUAUUGCCAACGUAUCCCAACCAUGGAAGAACAUCUGAAUACGAGUCAAAAUAACAUUACGGUUUUAAUAACAAUCGAUAUCUCUGCUUAACAAUAUUGCGAGCAGCGGGUUUGGCUCCAGCUUUUAUUACAGAUUAAAAGUUUGAUACGAAAGCGUUGUAUGAUGGCUGGUACCAGACAUACAGCAUGAAAACAGAUACGAAAGUUGUGUUUUAUAUACUUUUAUGUGAUAAGAGAACUAACAGAAGAGUCUCAGCUUACGCUUAUUAGAAUUACAGAUAUUUAUAUUGUACGUGAAUAAUAAAAAUAAGUUAUUUUUUUAUUUAUACGCGCAUUAAUACAAUUCUCUUUUACGAAUCUCAUUUUAAAUAAUAAAUUUUCUGUCUUCCAUCGUCCUUAUAUCAGGAAUUUCACAAAUACCAGAUUUGCAACAAUAUUUACAGUGCUAUAGUAUAAUUUAUACAUAUACACGAUAUAAUUUUCAUUUAAUGUAUUACACUUCAAGUACGUGUUUUUUUAUUGUAUUGAUUUAAGUGUAAACAAGAAAAACACGUUAAAAAUAUAUGUAUAUGCCUAUUGUGAUACUAACUUCAAGAUUUAAUACUUAUGUUUAUAUUUCUCAUGUUAAAUGUGUAACCAAUGAUAUGGUAAUAAAUUUUCUUAACAUUUAAUGUA